Colletotrichum destructivum is the source of this 1024-nucleotide messenger RNA. RefSeq names its product Putative triosephosphate isomerase, aldolase-type TIM barrel, triosephosphate isomerase, active. Gene Ontology annotation, molecular function: triose-phosphate isomerase activity. Bases 128 to 871 code for a protein of 247 amino acids. Gene Ontology annotation, cellular component: cytosol. The transcript has 4 exons. The record is from RefSeq and is a predicted model, not a curated record. Lineage: Eukaryota; Fungi; Ascomycota; Sordariomycetes; Glomerellales; Glomerellaceae. Gene Ontology annotation, biological process: gluconeogenesis; glyceraldehyde-3-phosphate biosynthetic process; glycerol catabolic process.
UGCCAAACCCAUCCUGCGUCAUUUACAUCCAGCCUUGAUCUGAUAUUUCCCUCCCAACAGUCCCUCAGACGUCUCAAACUCCAACAACACACCCCCUUAAACCACCAGAUACUACCAAUUGCCCAACAUGGCUCGCAAGUUCUUCGUCGGCGGCAACUUCAAGAUGAACGGGUCUAUCUCGUCCAUCAAGGAGAUUGUCCAGAACCUGAACAACGCCAACCUCGACCCUAACACUGAGGUUGUCGUCUCUCCUCCCGCCAUCUACCUCCAGCUCGUCCGUGACCUCCUCCGGAAGGACGUCGAGGUUGCCGCCCAGAACGUCUUCGACAAGCCCAACGGUGCCUUCACCGGCGAGAUCAGCGUCGCCCAGCUGAAGGAUAGCAACAUCAACUGGGCCAUCCUCGGCCACUCGGAGCGCCGCACCAUCCUGCGUGAGUCUGACGAGGUCGUUGCCUCCAAGACCAAGUACGCCACCGAGAACGGCGUCGGCGCCAUCUGGUGCUGCGGCGAGAGCCUCGAGGAGCGUGAGGCCGGCACCACCGUCGAGGUUGUCAGCAAGCAGCUGGCUGCCCUCAAGGCCGCCAUCUCCGACUGGUCCAAGGUCGUCAUCGCCUACGAGCCCAUCUGGGCCAUCGGCACUGGCAAGGUCGCCACCAACUCCCAGGCCCAGGAGGUCCACGCCGCCAUCCGUGCCUGGCUCAAGAAGGAGGUCAGCGAGAAGGUUGCCGAUGAGACCCGCAUCCUGUACGGCGGCAGUGUCAACGAGAAGAACUGCAAGGACCUUGCCAAGGAGCAGGACAUUGACGGCUUCCUGGUCGGCGGUGCCUCCCUGAAGCCUGGCUUCGUCGACAUUGUCAACGCCAAGCAGUAAAAAUUCUUAGAUUACAUACUUGAUGAUGAUGACCUAAAACUAGGCUGGAUGGGCCUGAGACGCAUCAAAACAGCCCCGGUGAUCAUGGCUAGCAGCCCCCAGCUCCUACCUAGGGCGGAAAGAAGAACAAAAACAAAAAAACAAUUAUACCCC